Aedes albopictus (Asian tiger mosquito) is the source of this 1594-nucleotide messenger RNA. RefSeq lists its product as uncharacterized. NCBI's taxonomy places the organism in Eukaryota, Metazoa, Arthropoda, Insecta, Diptera, Culicidae. The record is from RefSeq and is a predicted model, not a curated record. Bases 433 to 1506 code for a protein of 357 amino acids. The transcript is spliced from 3 exons.
CUUAGGGCAUCUCCAGCAGAAUUAUAGUUGUAGAUGCAUUUGUUAUGACAGUUAUAAAUUUUUGUUGGUCAAAAAUUUGUAACUCACCGUCGACUCUUCAGCAGCAGUUCUAAAUGAUAUUAUAUAUAUAGAAUUGCGUUUGUGUGCGUGCUUCAGAUUGUCAAUCAGUUCGUGUAAACAAAUCAAACGCUGCGAAAAUGUCCGACGAUUGGUAUGAAAGUGUAACCGGAGAGUUCGAAGAUCCCGGGAUAGAAAUGGACUUGUUUCUAGAGAUAAUUGAAGGUAAGUUUAUCAAUUCCAAAAAUAUACUGUCCCAUUGAAGACCAUUUGAUUCCAUUUUUUGCAGACAACUCUGGUAAGGCUGCGAGUCAGCGUCGAGGAUCACUUCCUGGGCGUCGUAAUAUUGCGCGAAACUUUGUUCUAGGGCAUGAAAUGCUCAUGGACCACUAUUUCUCCCCGCAAUCCGUCUAUCCAGAAAAUUUAUUCGAAAGAAGGUUCCGGAUGCCAAAACGUAUGUUUUUGCGCAUCUUGGAGGACAUCACAGCCGCCAACGACUAUUUUAAGCUGAAGUGCAAUGCUGCUGGAAAGCCUGGGCUGUCCGGUAUCCAAAAGUGCGCAGCAGCCAUCCGUCAACUAGCCUACGGAACUGCUUCCGAUGCUACUGACGAAUAUAUUCAAAUCGGUGAAUCGACAGCCAACGAGGCUAUGAAGGAGUUUUGCCGCACGCUACUCAAACUAUACCGUGAAAUUUUUUUGCGUCCACCGAACCAAAGCCAAAAGGCUGCAUUAGAAGAAGAAAACGCGAGCCGGGGGUUCCCUGGAAUGAUUGGCAGUAUCGACUGCAUGCAUUGGGAGUGGAAGAACUGCCCAGUUGCCCUAAAAGGCCAAUACCAGGGCAAAGAAGGCAAAGCAACGGUUGUACUAGAGGCAGUGGCGAGCUAUAAUUGUCGGAUCUGGUAUUGUAAUUUCGGAGCUGCGGGAAGUUGCAACGACAUUAACAUACUAGACAAUUCACCACUAUUAGAUGAAAUAAUACAUAACGGUAUGUUGGACCUGACGUACGAAGUGAACGGUAAAACGCGUGAAAGGGGAUAUCUUCUAGGAGAUGGAAUUUAUCCCGACUGGUCUUGUUUCGUCAAAACAAUAUCGCAUCCAUCUAACGCGAAGGAGCAGCAUUUUGCAACGGUUCAGGAAUCUGUAAGAAAAGACGUGGAACGGUGUUUCAGUCUUCUGACCAAUACCUGGCAAAUUACAAAGCAGCCGUGUCGUUUGUGGGAUUUGCAAACCAUGAUACUCGUGAUGGAAGCUUGUAUAAUUUUGCACAAUAUGCGCAUUGAAUACAACGAACACGAAGAGGUGGUUUUUCGACAAAAUUCCAAUGAGCGUGAGCCGAAGACCUUCACACAGUAUUGUGAAAUUCGUGCAAAAAUUAAAUGUGCUACAGAAAACGCAGCUCUGAGAAAGGAUCUGAUAGACCACCUAUGGCAUGUACGUGGUGAACAAUAAGCAGUGCAAGUUAAAAUAGAAGAAGAGAGAAAUAUAGAGUAUAUUGUCACAAUAAAAUAAGAAAAAUAAACAGCUAUCCAUUUCUGAA